Telopea speciosissima is the source of this 495-nucleotide messenger RNA. RefSeq lists its product as uncharacterized. Bases 1 to 495 code for a protein of 164 amino acids. NCBI's taxonomy places the organism in Eukaryota, Viridiplantae, Streptophyta, Magnoliopsida, Proteales, Proteaceae. The record is from RefSeq and is a predicted model, not a curated record. The transcript has a single exon.
AUGAUAUCUAUUCAGGGUAGUCUAUUCUCUACUGUUCCUAUCUUAUCUAGAGAUAACUAUAAGAAAUGGAGAGAGGACCUGGAUGUAGCACUAUUUGUCAUAGAGUUGGACUUAGCUUUUAGAGAGCCUAAUCCCAUAAUUACAGCCACUAGCACCACUGAGGAGAACCAGAAAUUAGAAAAAUGGGAAACUGCUAACAGAAAGUGUAUCAUCUUGAUGAAAAGAUCUAUCCCUGAGAAUAUGAAGGAUAGUGUAGGAGAGAUGGACACUGCAACUGAAUAUUUGACUGUGAUCAAAGAAGUUUUUGAGGUUUUUCAAAGUGCUGAGAAAGCGGAAUUGAUGAAUCAAAUCCUCUUAGCCAAGUUUGAUGGUAAUGGAAGUGUGAGGGAGCAUUUUCUGGAGAUAUCUUCCAUGGUGAAGAAGUUGAAAGAUCUGGAAACUAACCUGGAUGAUGAUUUUCUAGUCUCUCUUACACUGAAAUCUCUCCCAGAGUAG